UGCACAUCGAAAAAUUGUUGGUUGGGAGAAUCUAUAAAUUGUCCUAAAGGAAAUAUUAUAAGAGAUAUUUCUCCUACAGCUUCGUACAAUAAACUCAAGAUGGUUUUGGCCACCCUCAGGUUGUUGUUCUUAAUAUUUACAGCAUAAGUACGCUACCUGCUACAAAUAAGUAAUAGGCCAGGUUAGGUUAGAGAUAGAGGGUAUUGUAUUACACUUUAAAUCUACUGAAGGGAUUCUUGAAGGUUACAAUGUUGGAUUUGUUAGUGACUCUUUGGGGGAUCCUGGGGAGUGCAGCACCGCCUGGCCAGAAGGUUUGAUUAGUAACCCUCGAUAAAUGUAGUGGACACAGCCAGAAAUGUAGCAAGUCGUUGGCAGCGCUGCUCAAGAAUAACAGCAACACUCGCUGCCACUGCAGCCAGUCAUCAUCUCCACCACCAAACGGUGCCAAUGUAUGAGCCAGAUGUCUGAGUCAGCCAGUCCCCAGAGAGCCCCGUCAUCAUUGGCAAGAUGGACCAUCGCCACCACCGCUACCCGUGCUGCAUUGUGUGGACGCCACUGCCUCUCCUCACGUGGUUCCUGCCAUUCAUUGGACACAUGGGCAUCGCGUACACUUCGGGGGUGAUUCGGGACUUUGCGGGGCCCUACUUUGUAUCAGAGGACAACAUGGCGUUUGGCUGGCCCACUAAGUACUGGAUGCUGGACCCCUACAGAGCACACGGGGGCCCUGCAGCGUUUGACAAUAGCAUCCAGCUCGCCUCACAGGAGUACCAGGGAAGAAUGCACAAUUUGUUCUGCGACAACUGCCACUCACACGUUGCCAUGGCUCUCAACCUGAUGCACUACGACAGCAGCUCUCACUGGAACAUGGUCAAGCUGUGUUUCCUCAUGCUUAUUCACGGGAAAUAUGUCAGUUUCAUGGGGUUCAUUAAGACAUGGUUGCCAUUCUUGUUCGUCGCUGGAGGAAUUAUGGCGCUGGUUCUGCUGGUGUGAGGCGAGAGGUCCUCACUGCAAGGCCACAACAUGAUGAAGUAAGAUUGACAAGCACACACACACAUGGGGACUAGUGGCAGUGCUCCGUUAUGUCGACCACCACAGACUUGCGCCAUCCGAAGAGGAAGUAACCAAGCCCCGCCCCGAGCACCGUCGCUAUGCACAGCCACACGUUGUAGGUCAUGAAGAUCAGCAUGAGCAAGUAACUCACGAUCAUCUGGACCAUGUGUAGCAGAGUUUGGAUUCCGUGAUCUACACUUAACAUAUUCAUCCUGCAAGAGGAAUGUAGCUGUGAGUCUGAGCAAGCUGUGUCACCUCUUAUCUUCAGUCCCAGACAAGUCUAUAGUUAAAAACUUUGUCUCAUGUGACUGUUGUGAGUUCAAAUGGGUUUUACAGAUAUAGUAAGAUAUUUUUAAAAGGAAGUGCAACUAGUCCUUCCCAUAAAUACAUCGUUCACCUCUUCUCUUCAGUUCCCAGAAAAGUCUAUGGUUAAAAACUUUGUCUCGUGUGACUAUUGUGAGUUCAAAUGAGUUUUAAAGAUAGGGCAUUUUUUUUUGAAAAGAAGUGCAACUAGUCCUUCCCAUAAAUACAUGUGGGAUAACUCAAUGCUGAUGAGUGUAAGUAAAUAAGAUAUGUGAAAGCUGAGUGCAAUUAAGUGUAAGACAAAAAACCGAGUGCUAUAUGAUCUAUUAAAGACAUCACAGCACUAUAUAAGCUGGAGGUCAGUGCCAUACUAGUGCUGUGGCAGCAGGCCAUGCUGUGCUGAUGCAAGAUACAGACCACAGGAGAGAGGAAAGAAGAAUCACAUAUGGAUAAUAUUACUGGAAUGUUACACGAGUCAUAUUUCAAGAACAUCAAACAAAGGAGAGGGAAGGAGAAUCAUUAUAAUCCUUGUGAUAUUUAUGGAUCAACAUCAACACAUGCAGAAAAGUAAAUGUAAAAGCUAUUGCUACUUAUAAAAAGGUGUCAAAGAAGGUAAUUAUGACGAAGAAUAGUAUGCGAGUGUGACAAGAUGAAUAGUUUGCUUCAUUUAGUAUUGUGACUUGUAGUAAACAUCUUAAACGGUGUUUGUGACAAACUGUUAUAGAUAUCAUGUUUUUUACUCCUUUGUUAUUUAUUUUAAUUUUAUGACCAUUUUUGGCACCAAAAUGGUUUGAUCUGUGUUCGAGUUUGUAGGAGUUAAACUAUGUGAAUUUCAGUGUAUUUCCUGUACUAAAUGUGAAGAAAAGCAUCUUUAGACAAUGAAAGAACUUGGCUUGACAAUUGACAGGGAAAAGAAAGCAUAUGACAAUUUAAUAAGGUUGUGAUGUAUUCUAUAGGGUCAUUAAAGGGGCAAUAGAAUGUGUAGGUUAAGCAAUUUCAUUUUUCUGCUGAAGUAGGAAUGUGAAAGAUAUUGUGUGUUAUUUUUACUCCUGUUUUUAUUGUAGAUUAUUUUAUGAGGGGAGUCACUGUGGCUUGUAAAACAUACUGUGGGUCAAGAGAGAAUGAAUGGGUAAGAGAAUUCAGAGAGAGAGAAUAAAUUGAUGAAUUUGCAGUUUCAUCCAACCAUGAAAUCUGAUGUGGCUUUUGUUUUUCUGGUGAGAAAUAUAGUGAAUCAAUUGAUUCACUAUAUUUCUCACUAUAUAUAUGUUGAAAAUUAACAUUUUUCAUAUUACAACUUUUUUCAACUCUAGAAAUUAAUAUUUACCUCUCAUUGCCAAUGAUCUUGGGGGACCUGUGGGAAAUUGGGGUCUUUGGGUGGGGUGCAUUAAACUGGGUAAUGCACGUUGCAAAAGGUCGGAAAUCAACAAAAUUACAUUAAAAACUCCAAAAAUACAUUGGUGGUGGAGAUGGCAGCAACAAGCAUUGCUUUGUUUGUGUUGAGUGGCCUUGCCCAUUCUACAUUUCCAUCCAUUACAUAGCCCCAAAGGUCACUUACUAACCAAGCUGCAGCCACCAAAAUAUUUUCUGAACAGUUUUGUGAUUUUGUUGAUUUUCAACUUUUGCAACACACUCAAUUUAAUGCUUCCCAUCAAAAAACCCUGAUUUCCCACACGUCCCCCAAGAUUGUUGGGAAGGAGAUUCAGGCAUAAGUUGGCGUUAAAACAAGUCAUAAUUAAUUAAUUUGUAAAAGAACUUAUAUAUUACUCGUCAAUCAAUUCAGUACACUUCUCACCAGAAAACAUGAGUCACAUCACCAAUUCUAUGACUGGGUGAACCUGCAAACUGACCAAAUGUAAAGACAGCAUUCAUUCUUCCCCCAGCUGCUGAGUGUAGACAAGACAGUAUUUCCAAUCAGAGGAGGAUGGCAUAUCAAUACACUAUACUCCCAGUC
Messenger RNA from Portunus trituberculatus (swimming crab), 3304 nucleotides. RefSeq names its product transmembrane protein 222-like. Bases 508 to 990 code for a protein of 160 amino acids. The record is from RefSeq and is a predicted model, not a curated record. Lineage: Eukaryota; Metazoa; Arthropoda; Malacostraca; Decapoda; Portunidae. The transcript is spliced from 6 exons.